AUGUUUGGGCUAUGGAGAGGUGACGCACCAGCCGGCCCCAUGAAGCAUCUCAGAUGGGCGGGUGGCGAGGCAGAGGCAAAGGGAAUACGAGGAAAAUUGAGUUGCGCACCGGAAUGUGCCGAGACUGACUGUGUGUGCGACAAAUUAUCGCCGGCUGUUAUCUCCGCUGCUUAUUUUGCUGGUCGAAUCACGUGGAUCGGUUUCCGGGCGGAUGAGGGAGAUUCCGCUCCGUUCUUUCUCCGUCGUGUCCAAUCCAUUCCUUCAGGUAUUCUUCAGCUGUCGCCUCGGAUCACGCAUAGUCUACUUGAUGGUUCACUUAUCUCAUUUCCAUGGAUCCAUGCUACCCGUGACAGAUCCGAUGCUCCUCUGAUGCCACUCCUGAUGGCCACCUGUUACUCGCUCCCUCAUAAAAUGCAUGAUCUUCAAACCUAA
Molecule: messenger RNA, 432 nt
Organism: Aspergillus luchuensis
Lineage: Eukaryota; Fungi; Ascomycota; Eurotiomycetes; Eurotiales; Aspergillaceae
Exons: 1
Coding region: 1-432 (143 amino acids)
Source: RefSeq, a predicted model, not a curated record